Entamoeba invadens IP1 is the source of this 1566-nucleotide messenger RNA. RefSeq lists its product as hypothetical. The coding region runs from base 1 to 1566 and encodes 521 amino acids. The transcript is spliced from 2 exons. The record is from RefSeq and is a predicted model, not a curated record. NCBI's taxonomy places the organism in Eukaryota, Evosea, Mastigamoebida, Endamoebidae.
AUGAAUACCUCUUUAGACCGGUACUCAAUGAUGAUUGUUUCAAAAUAUUUUGAUUGUUUAUACCAAUUCGAAAAAUUGGUUUUAGUCUGCAAAAAGUUUAAAGAGAUCCCACUAAUGUUUCAUUUUAAUCCAAUUCAAUGGAAUCCAAAAAUGGUUAAUUAUUUCGAAAAUGUUGAAACUCUUCACCUUUAUGACAAACAAGACAAAUUUGUCCCCGGAUUUUUUCAAUAUUAUGUGCAUUACCCAAUUGAACUUUCCAGAUACAAAAAGUUGAAUAAGAAAAUAAAAGUGAUAUGCCCACAUAUCACUUUUUCUUCUGGUGAUUUACAAAACAACUAUUCAUAUAAAGAAGCAUCUAUAUUAUCACCAAAUGCGUUUAAAUCAAAAUUCAAAAUAUUUACUGAUUUAGAUGUAUUUUCUAAUAUCAGGAAAACAUUAUUUAUCACACAAAGUGAUGUUAGAAGAGGGUUUUCGAUUGACUGUGAAGUUAAUGAAAUCUGUGAAUCCGCUUUUUCUGGAAAUAAAAAUUUGAGUGAUAAAUACAUUGCGCCGACAAUCAAAGUAAUUCGCAAAAAUGCGUUAUCUGAUUGUGAUUUAAAGCAACUUGAUUUGUCGCACAUUGAGGUUUUUGAAAAACAAGAGAACCUAAAAAUGAUCACUGCACUCACUUUGAAUUCGAAGAGCUAUUUUAACAAUUUGUAUCAAUGCAAUUCGUUACAAUCAAUCAAAAUUGUUGGUACUCAAUCUGUAAAUUGCAAAGCCGCGUGUUGGAUGAAGACUCUAGAUGACAUAAAGAAACUAAUAGUUGAUGAGUAUGUGUAUUCCUGUAAGGAUUGUGAAUUAUUUAAUGGGUUGUUACCAUUUAAUAUCACAAAUUUAAAAACAAUAGAAAAGGAUGUAAGAUUAAAAGAUUUGGAAAUUGACACUUAUCAAGUCCCAGACAAUAUAUCUUUAUUAUAUGCAGAAAAUUUUCUUGAGUGUAAAAACAUCAAAAAAUUACUUUUACCAAAAUGUCUUAAUACUCGUUUUGACUUUUCAAUAUUAGAAACAAUCAAAGAAGCAGCUCUACCUUAUAAAACAAAUAAGAACAUAUAUUCAAGUGGGCAAUUGACAUCAAUCACAUUCCUUGACGACGAUUUUUUAAAAAACCAAACCAUGGACAACAUUAAUUUUCAAAACCUUAAAAACAUCGAAUUUGCACAUCCACCAACAGACGGAAUUUAUCGUACAAAUCUCGAUUACAGAAUUUUUAAGUUUUUAAUUAAAAAUUACAAAAUUGAAGGAGAAGUUGUAUUGUAUAAUGUUUUUGAAUCGGAUGUUAAAAAUGGAAUUUUUAAAAUUCCAGACGAAGUGACUGUUAUAGAGUGCUAUUUAUUGAAUCGGUGUUACCAUUUGAAAGAGAUAUGGGUUAAUAAAAACACAUGGUUGAUUAAAAGCAAUUCAUUUCAUGACUGCAAAAAUCUCGUGUUAGUCAAAAACUUAUUAAUAUCAGUGAUUGUUGAAAAGUUUGCGUUCAAAAAUGCAAAUCCAAAUUUGUAUUUCGAUAUUAUUACCGUAUAUCCUUAA